Messenger RNA from Aspergillus chevalieri, 1086 nucleotides. It is a transcript of the gene OCH1, whose product is annotated as glycosyltransferase family 32 protein. Gene Ontology annotation, biological process: protein N-linked glycosylation. Gene Ontology annotation, cellular component: mannan polymerase complex. Lineage: Eukaryota; Fungi; Ascomycota; Eurotiomycetes; Eurotiales; Aspergillaceae. The coding region runs from base 1 to 1086 and encodes 361 amino acids. The transcript has 2 exons. The record is from RefSeq and is a predicted model, not a curated record. Gene Ontology annotation, molecular function: alpha-1,6-mannosyltransferase activity.
AUGCUCACUUUCCGCAAGUCGUUGAUCGCCGCGAUCUUCCUUGUCGCCUGUAUUCUAAUCCUCCGAUCCUCCCAUUCCUCCUCAUCCUCAUCCUCAUCCUUAUCCUCGUCGAUAGCCGAUAUACCUCCAAUAACUCCCGAUAAAAACUUGAACGAGGAUAACUUGCCAAAGAAGGGCACCGUCCAACAACUCCCCAUCCAACCCGCGCCAACGGCAUCCCUCCGCGACCGACUCCGCUACCACUUCCCCUACGACAUUUCGAACAAAUUCCCCGCCUACAUCUGGCAGACAUGGAAAUAUGACCCGUCCUCGUUCUGGUUCAUCGACGACCUGCGCGCCCCCGAAGCUAGCUGGACAGAGCUGCAUCCCGGUUUCGUCCACCAGGUCAUCACCGACGACACCCAGCGCCACCUGAUAAAAUACUAUUUCGCGUCUAUUCCGGAAGUGGUGGAGGCAUAUGAGGCACUGCCGCUUGCUGUGCUCAAGGCGGAUUUUUUCCGGUACUUGGUACUGCUUGCGCGUGGGGGUAUCUACAGUGACAUCGACACCACCGCCCUACAACCUGCGCCUGAAUGGCUCCCCGCGGAACUGGACCAGUCGACCGUCGGCCUGGUCGUGGGUAUCGAAGCGGAUCCGGACCGUGACGACUGGCAGAAAUGGUACUCGCGACGCAUUCAGUUCUGCCAGUGGACUAUUCAGGCCAAGCCCGGUCACCCUGUCCUCCGCGACAUUGUCGCCUAUAUUACCGACGAAGCGCUGCGAAUGAAGAAGCUAGGCGUGCUCAAUACGAAGAAAAUGGACAAGACUGUUGUUGAAUUCACGGGUCCUGCGGCAUGGACGGACGCCGUCUUCAGAUACCUUAAUGACCCGGAGUACUUCAAGAUCGACCCUGAGACCUCGCGCAAUGUCACCUACGAAGACUUUACUGGGCAGGAAGACCGACGCAAGGUCGGUGAUGUCGUCGUCUUGCCGAUCACGAGUUUCAGUCCUGGAGUUGGACAGAUGGGGGCGAUGGAUAUUGAUGAUCCGAUGGCGUUUGUGCAGCAUGAUUUUGAAGGAACUUGGAAAACAGACCCUUCGCUAUGA